Messenger RNA from Lithohypha guttulata, 1338 nucleotides. RefSeq names its product tryptophan--tRNA ligase (gene WRS1). Bases 1 to 1338 code for a protein of 445 amino acids. Gene Ontology annotation, cellular component: cytoplasm. The transcript has 2 exons. Gene Ontology annotation, biological process: tryptophanyl-tRNA aminoacylation. Gene Ontology annotation, molecular function: ATP binding; tryptophan-tRNA ligase activity. The record is from RefSeq and is a predicted model, not a curated record. NCBI's taxonomy places the organism in Eukaryota, Fungi, Ascomycota, Eurotiomycetes, Chaetothyriales, Trichomeriaceae.
AUGGCUGCAAACAUCGUGCCAGACGAGCCAGGCCAACCACCCAAACUGACCCAAGAUACUCUUGCUAAUGGCGCACCAAAGAAAAUUGCAGCAGACCAGGUGGUAAACCCAUUCGAGGUAUCGGGGGGAGUGGACGAGGCAGGCAAAGCCUUGGCAAUUGACUUUGACAAGAUCGUCCGAGACUUUGGUGCCACUCCAAUGUCUCCUGAGAUCCUGCAGAGAUUCGAGAGAGUAACAGGAAAGACACCUCACAGACUAAUGCGAAGAGGCAUGGUUUCAUCGCAUAGAGACCUGGACAAGAUGUUGGACAGGUACGAGAAAGGGGAGCCGUUUUACUUGUAUACUGGCCGAGGUCCUUCUUCUGACUCAAUGCAUGUGGGACAUGCCAUGCCGUUCGAACUAACUCGCUUCCUGCAAGAAGCAUUUGACUGUCCACUGGUGAUAAUGUUGACUGACGACGAGAAAUUCAUGCAUAGUGAAAAGAUCACAAUUGAAGAUGCGAAGAGAUAUUCUCUCGAGAACUCAAAAGACAUUAUUGCCAUGGGCUUCGACCCGAAGAAAACCUUCAUCUUCUCGGAUUUCGAAUUCGUAUCGGGCGCUUUUUACGAGAACAUCUGCAUGAUAGCCAAACACAUCACCAUUAAUCAGAUCAAGGGCACAUUCGGUUUUGACGACUCGACCAAUAUUGGCAAAUUCCACUUCCCAGCGACACAAUCCGCGACCGCAUAUGCCACCUCUUUUCCUCACAUAUUCGGUCCGGACAAGCUGAAGACCCGCAACAUACCCUGCCUCAUUCCAUGCGCCAUCGACCAAGAUCCGUACUUCAGACAGUGCCGAGACCGAGCCGAGAAGAUGAAACACAAGAAACCAGCUCUACUCCACAUGAUCUUUCUUCCAGCGCUGCAAGGUCCAGGCUCGAAGAUGUCGGCUUCAGUGAAUACCUCUGCUAUAUUCUUGUCCGAUAAGCCGAACGAGAUCAAAAACAAAGUUAACAAGUACGCUUUCUCUGGCGGUCAAGAUACAGCCGAGAAGCAGAGAGAACUUGGUGGACGCACAGAAGUGGACGUGCCUUAUCAGUAUUUGACAUUCUUCCUGGAAGACGAUACAGAGCUCGAACGCAUAAAACAAGACUACGAGUCGGGCAAGAUGAUGACGGGUGAAAUCAAAGCCAUAUGCAUAAAAUACCUGCAAGAGUUUGUUGCGAAAUUCCAGGAACGAAGAAAGCAGGGCAAGACGGCAGAAGAGGUGAUGAAUGAACUUGAAGAGAGGAAGAAGCUUGAAAAGGCGAUGAAGAAGGCGCAGAUAAGUGGUGACAAGACUGCCAAUGCUGCUGCUUAG